AUGGAAACUGACGAGGAGGUCGAUCGGGGCAACCUGCUAGACGAGAUGCCACCCAUUAACUGCGACACCACGCUAGAUGACACCGUCACUGCAGGACACAACGACAUUGGCGACAUGACAUUCUGUUUGGGCAACUAUGUUCCAGACUUUAUGAAGAUGCUGUUCACGAUGAGGUCCCAUCACAUGCUGACAGAUGUAGUACUGGAAGUUGGAAACGAGCUGUUCCACGUUCACAAAGUUGUCCUCGCUGCGGGUAGCCCCUACUUCAAGGCAAUGUUCACAAGCGGUCUGAAGGAGUGCGAAAUGUCCAGAGUACGUCUGCAGGGAGUGUGCCCCUCCGCUAUGGCGUGGCUGGUAUACUUCAUGUACACGGGCAAGGUCCGUAUCACUGAGGUCACAGUUUGCCAGCUGUUGCCCGCUGCCACUAUGUUCCAGAUCUCGAACGUGAUAGAGGCGUGUUGCGCGUUCCUCGAGCGACAACUGGAUCCGUCCAACGCCAUCGGCAUCGCCAACUUCUCAGAGCAGCAUGGCUGCGUCAAACUAAAGCAGAAAGCGAAUCAGUUCAUCGAGAGGCAUUUUACAGAGGUUUGUCGAGAAGAGGAGUUCUUACAACUAACGGCCCCAGAACUUAUAGCUCUCAUACGAAAAGAUGAACUCAACGUGAGGGAAGAAAGGGAGGUUUACAAUGCAGUAUUGAGUUGGGUGAAGUAUGACGAGGACCGUCGUUAUCCUCGCAUGGAGCAUAUUCUGCAAGCGGUGCGGUGUCAGUAUUUAACCCCGAGCUUUCUCAAGGAGCAAAUGAACUCCUGCACAGUGCUGAAAAAAGUUCCCGCGUGCAGGGAAUACCUUGCCAAAAUCUUUAAGGAUCUGACAUUACAUAAGAAACCGGUAGUAAAGGAGAGGAGGCCGAACACUCCGCGAAUUAUUUACGUAGCCGGGGGUUACUUUAGGCAUUCUAUCGACGUGUUUGAAGCUUUCAAUCUGGACGACAACUGCUGGACCACGUUACCGAGGCUCACUGUGCCACGGUCGGGUCUUGGUGCUGCUUUUCUUAAGGGACUUUUCUAUGCGGUGGGCGGGCGCAACACGUCCCCGGGCUCGUCGUACGACAGCGACUGGGUGGACGUGUACAACCCCGCCACCGAGCACUGGCGGCCCUGCAGCCCCAUGGCCACGCCCAGGCACAGGGUAGGUGUUGCAGUGAUGGACGGCUUAUUGUAUGCAGUUGGCGGAUCUGCAGGCUCGGAGUAUCACAAAUCAGUUGAGUGCUACGACCCGGAGACGGACUCGUGGUCGCAGGUGGCGGCGAUGGGCAGCGCGCGGCUGGGCGUGGGCGUGGCCGUGGUCAACCGGCUGCUGUACGCCGUGGGCGGCUUCGACGGCGCGCGCCGCGUGCGCUCGGCCGAGUGCUACCACCCCGAGAACAACCGAUGGACGCGCGUCUCCGACAUGCACGUGGCGCGCAGCGGAGCCGGUGUGGCGGCUCUAAAUCAGUACAUCUACGUGGUGGGUGGGUAUGACGGAUCACAGCAACUGUCCUCGGUGGAGCGAUAUGACACGGAGCGCGACACAUGGGAGGUGGUCGCGCCCGUACAAGUCGCUCGUUCCGCACUCUCACUCACCGUGCUCGACAACAAACUCUACGCACUGGGUGGUUACGAUGGAACAUCAUUCCUGGACAUAGUAGAAGUGUACGACCCGACCACGAACACAUGGAAGACAGGCACUCCUCUAACGUCCGUACGUUCGGGCCACGCUUCGGCUGUAUGCUAUCAGCAUGUUACUCCGCAGCCCAGCGAGCCAGAACCCACAGUUAUAAAAAAACUGGGCAAGCGGUCUAGCGGAGUCAGCCCCAGUACGUCGAGUUCUACUUCCCGAAACGACGAUAUACCAACGGCGAACAAUAUCAUAGGAACCCUAUCGAGUAAUAACAGAUGUUGCUUAUAG
Messenger RNA from Parnassius apollo (apollo), 1947 nucleotides. The record is from the annotation of a GenBank genome assembly. NCBI's taxonomy places the organism in Eukaryota, Metazoa, Arthropoda, Insecta, Lepidoptera, Papilionidae.